UUGGAUGAGUAGCCUCCCUUAUGAACUUCCGGCAUCAUGGCGGCGUCUUCUAAUCAGGGAGGACCCCCAAACCCGAUGAUGAGACCACCUUUUGGGAUGCCUCCUGGGAAUGCCCCACCUCCAGGUUUCAUCCCCCCACCUGGAAUGGGAGGUCAUGGUGACAUGAACCAACCUCCCCCCGGAAUACCAGGCUACAGUGGACCCCCAAACCUGCCCCCUCCUGGUUUCCCCCCUGGCAUGCCGCCUCCGAUGGGGAUGCCCCCACCCAUGUUCCCUGGAGGCACUUCCACAUCUUCACCUGUCAUAUCUGCAUCAUCAACCACUGCGGGGGACAGUGGAGACAAGAGUGUGUGGACCGAGCACAAGGCUCCUGAUGGAAGAACAUACUACUACAACAAUGUCACCAAGCAGUCCAGCUGGGAGAAGCCAGAUGACCUCAAGUCAGACACAGAGCGGUUGUUGUCACAGUGUCCGUGGAAGGAGUACAAGUCUGACAAUGGCAAGGUGUACUACCAUAACUCUCAGACAAAGGAGAGCAAGUGGACCAAGCCAAAGGACCUAGAGGAAUUAGAAAAAAAGUUAGCAGACCAGAAAGCCAGUAGUAGGAAGGAGCUGCCGUCUACAGUGUCUGCCCCGCUGCCCCAGUCCCUGCUGAAACAGUCGUCCACCCCAUCCUCAGCCAUCCAGCAGGCCAUGCAAGCCACCCUAGCCUCCAUAGAGCUGCCCCCAGCAGCCCCAGGGGGAGUGCCCCCAGCCAAGGAGGUCAAGCCAGAGGACUCCGAUAGUGGCUCGGAUGUAGAGGAGAUAAAACAGCCCAAGAAAGAAGUCCCCUUGGUUUUCAAAAACAAGAAGGAGGCUGUUGAGGCAUUCAAGGCUCUACUGAAGGAGAAGGAGGUGCCAUCCAACUGUUCCUGGGAACAGGCCAUGAAACUCAUCAUCAACGACCCACGCUAUGGAGCGCUCAAACAUCUCAAUGAGAAGAAACAGGCAUUCAAUGAAUACAAGACACAGAGGGCCAAGGAGGAGAAGGAUGAGCAGCGGCUCCGAGCCAAACAGGCCAAGGAAGACCUGGAACAUUUCCUCUGUAACAACGAGAAGAUGAACUCUACAGUGAAAUACUGGAAAGCUGACAACAUGUUUGGGGACCUGGAGGUGUGGCGAGCUGUCAACGAGCGAGACCGCCGCGAUCUCUUCGAUGACGUAGUGCAUCUCCUUGCUAAGCGGGAAAAGGAGGAAGCCAAGACACUCAGAAAACGCAACACUAAACUGUUCAAUGAAAUCCUUGACAGCAUGCCAAGUCUGACAUACUGCACUACAUGGUCAGAAGCACAAGCCAUGCUGCUUGAUAACCCCCGCUUUACGGAGGACCCAGAUCUACAGAAUAUGGACAAGGAAGAUGCCCUGGUCUGUUUCGAGGACCACAUCCGCAUGUUGGAGCAGGAGUAUGAUGACGAGCGGGAGCGGGAGAGACGGAGGAUGAAGCGACAGCAACGCAAGAACAGGGAGAGCUUUGUGGUUCUCCUGGAUGAGCUGCACGACCAGGGCAAACUCAACUCCAUGUCUCUGUGGAUGGACCUGUAUCCCAUCAUUAGUCAAGACCUGCGCUUCACCAUGAUGCUUGGCCAGCCAGGCUCCACACCACUUGACCUCUUCAAGUUCUAUGUUGAGGACCUCAAGGCCCGCUUCCAUGAUGAGAAGAAGAUAGUGAAGGAGAUACUCCGGGAGAAGGGUUUUGUGGUGGAGGUCAGCACGACAUAUGAUGACUUUGCAUCUGUCAUCAGCAGCGACAGGCGGGCCGUCAGCCUCGACACCGGCAACAUCAAGCUCACCUACAAUAGUCUGAUUGAGAAGGCAGAGGCUCGGGAGAAGGAGAGACUGAAGGAUGAGGCCAGGAAGCUGAAGCGACUGGAGGGAUCCUUCAAGACUCUGUUGAAGCAACUGUCUCCUCCCAUAGAUCUGGACACCAAGUGGGACGAUAUAAGAUCAAAGUUAGAACAUGAGGCAGCGUUUGAGGCAAUCACUCUAGAGUCUGAACGAAUGCGACUGUUUAGGGAGUAUGUGAUUGCCUAUGAGGAGACAUGCGGGCACCACCAUGCAAAGAGGAAGAAAUCAAAGAAACACAAGGUCAAGAGGUCAAGGUCAAGAUCACAUUCUAGUGAUUCAGAAGAAGAAGAAAGAAGACACAAAGCUAAAAAGAAGAAGAAAUCACGGUCUGAGUCAAGGUCUCCCAGUCCUGGAACACCUUCAGAUAGAGAGUAUGAGCCUGAACGGACAUCCAAGAAACACAAGAAAAAGAAGAAGAAGAAGCACAUCUCCAGAUCUCCAUCACGUUCUGGCUAUUCAAGUGACGAGAAACAUGACCAUGAUCGAGAGAGAGAAAGAGAUAGAGACCGGGACAGGGACCGUGAUCGCGAUCGGGAACGUGAGCGGGACCGGGACAGGGACCGGGACCGAGACCGAGAGAGGGAUAGUAAGUCUUCUCGUCGCAAGAAAUCUCCAACACCCUCCUCCAGGAAAGACAAACAUGAUAAGCAUGCUUCCAAGAAGAGAGAUGAUGACUAUGACAGCACAGAGAGUGAGCUGAGUGAAGGAGAGUUGGAAAAGAGGAGGAGGUUGUUACUGCAGCAGCUGGAGAGUGACUUAUAAAUGUACUUGGUCUCAGCGUGCUGGCUGGGUUCGGUUUUAUAUGUGGACAUGCUCACAGACUACAGAGAUAAGCAUUAAAAACAGACAGUCAAUAAAUACAUGUAUAACAGUCUUUGUAGAUGACCCAUGGAGGAACAUAAGAUUGUCCAGAAAUUUGAUUAUGGACCAAUAAUUAAUUUUAAUGGUUUGUUAAGAAAAGAAGGGAGAGAUGAUUGAAGUUUCGUAACAAGCAACGACGAAUUCCAGUAAGCCGGCUGAACAUGGAGGAUUGAUGGAUUUUUUAAAGGUUGCUUUGUGAACUGCUGACUCCAAUAUGGCCGUGUGUCAGCUCAUCAGCACAUUAUUUCUGAACAUAUAUCGCCAUUGCGAGUACCGCACUGAAGCUGUACCAACAGCAGUGUAGAAGAUACUAUGUUUGGGAUUGACAUUCAGUUGUAUUUGAUUUCCUUCCCUGUAAAGUGUCAAGAUAAGGACAUCAUUAAUUUUGUAGUCAGUAUCACAUCAGUGUGUAUCUGCACAAGAUCAACUUGAACUCACAUGGCACUUUGCUUUCAUUUCACCAUCCUUCGUUGUCUGUGUUUCUGUACAGUGGAUGAUAAAAAACCCAUUCUGAUCA
Messenger RNA from Haliotis rubra (blacklip abalone), 3262 nucleotides. RefSeq names its product pre-mRNA-processing factor 40 homolog A-like. The record is from RefSeq and is a predicted model, not a curated record. The transcript is spliced from 25 exons. Gene Ontology annotation, molecular function: protein binding; RNA binding. Gene Ontology annotation, biological process: mRNA cis splicing, via spliceosome. Bases 37 to 2646 code for a protein of 869 amino acids. NCBI's taxonomy places the organism in Eukaryota, Metazoa, Mollusca, Gastropoda, Lepetellida, Haliotidae. Gene Ontology annotation, cellular component: U2-type prespliceosome; U1 snRNP.